Messenger RNA from Exophiala dermatitidis NIH/UT8656, 1005 nucleotides. RefSeq lists its product as uncharacterized. Lineage: Eukaryota; Fungi; Ascomycota; Eurotiomycetes; Chaetothyriales; Herpotrichiellaceae. Gene Ontology annotation, molecular function: transcription coactivator activity. Bases 1 to 1005 code for a protein of 334 amino acids. Gene Ontology annotation, biological process: regulation of transcription by RNA polymerase II. The transcript has 3 exons. Gene Ontology annotation, cellular component: mediator complex; core mediator complex. The record is from RefSeq and is a predicted model, not a curated record.
AUGAGUGACGCCAAAGAUGACUUGACCGACAAAGCCCACUUCGAUCCAACAUGGAUUGCAUGGAAUGGGGGCUACCUACACUCCAAUAACGUCCUGUUUUAUUUCGCGACAUCCCCAUUCUUCGACCAGGUGUCUGGUAACCAGUCCCUUUUCACGCAAUGGGCCGGCACACCAAACCAGAAUGAUAUUCUAGGCACCAGGGCUAAGUUUGAGGCCAAUCUUCGGCAUCAACGCGGCAUUCAGUAUGUGGUCCAACAUGAUCCGCUUGAAGAAAAGGUCAUGGUUGAUGGACCAAAUGGCCGGGAGAAUUCAAAUGUAUGGGUGAUCCGAAAACAGAACCGUGAGAAUGAAGACGACAGGAGCGUCACAGUCUUGGGCUAUUAUUACAUCGUCAAUGACGUGAUCUACCAAGCUCCUUCAGUCGCCAAUGUCCUAAACUAUCGCAUGCUGAACACGGUUCUAUCCCUCGACAAAGUCUUCUCUACGCCAGCAGACUUGUCGUAUUUCUCUCCAGCCCACGGACACACAUACCACAAGCCGGUGCAAAAGUCUCUGGCACAGUCCAUAUCAGGCCCAUCCCAGCAGAGUAAAGAGAGCACGCCCAUGCCAACGAGUCAAGCCUCGAGUUCCGAAAAGCCAACAGGAGGUCCUGUGCAGCCGCACGAGGAUAGCAACGGUGAGGCAAGGACCGUAUGGGAUGCUUUACGAAUGACUUUGCAGUAUGGGAAGGAGUACAUGGAUGAGGUGCCCUUGGUGGGUGAGCCAGGUCAUUUUAGGUUCUCCAGGCAAAAGGACCUUACAAACGGUCAUGCAAAGGGUCUGGCAGCACCGUCAAACGUCGGCACCCCGGGCCAGUCUCGAGCGCCGUCUGCUGUACCUCCCAUAACUACUGGUCCAACCUCGGCGCCAAAAGACGCAAAGAACGGAGAGAAGGUGGGUGCUGCUCCGGAUGCGCCUCCCAAACCGAAGAGAAGAAAGAGUAGACCGGGCGACUCCAGUCCAUAA